Molecule: messenger RNA, 3855 nt
Organism: Ficedula albicollis (Collared flycatcher)
Lineage: Eukaryota; Metazoa; Chordata; Aves; Passeriformes; Muscicapidae
Gene: UBE3A
Product: ubiquitin protein ligase E3A
Exons: 15
Coding region: 647-3226 (859 amino acids)
Biological process (GO): ubiquitin-dependent protein catabolic process; protein polyubiquitination
Molecular function (GO): ubiquitin protein ligase activity
Source: RefSeq, a predicted model, not a curated record
UAUGCAAACUGCUGAAUGGAGGAAGGGGGUGGAAGUCAGUCUUUACCGAUACUCUUUCCGUUACCAUCCUGCAUGGUUCUUUACCCGUGUUUUACAGAGUGGUGAAGAAUUAGGAGAACCUGCAGUUGUUCAGCUGAGUGGAACUAAAUGGGUGGCUUCCUUCUGGACCCUCACUUCACUGUCUUAGGUACAAGAACGGUAGAAGUUCAUUUUAGGAUCUGAAAGAACAAGAUUCUGCAGCUCUGGAAAGAUAUGCCAUGGAAGUAAUCAGCUGGGGUGGUCCCAGGGCGCUCUGGGCACGAGUAUUGCUGAGUGAUCAUUGGCUGCCACCUGCGUGACAAAGUAAAGGACCAACCCUUCAAUUUAUACCAGUGGAGCCAGAUCACGGGAAACAAUUGACAGAAUUGUUAAGCUUAUGCUUAGCCCAGCGUGAUACAGGACUGGUGCAACAACUCGGUUUUGAUCAGUGACUCAAAAUUGUGAUCACCCUGAUGUCACCGAAUGGCCACAGCUUGUAAAAGAUUUUAAGCAUGAUGAAAGGACGUCUUGCCGUACUAUAUAGUUGUUUUUCAGUACUGUUGCCUGCUCACAGGAAAUAACAAGAUCACCAGGAGAACCGCACUCUGAGAACAUUGAAACUAGCCGAAUGAAGCGAGCAGCUGCAAAGCAUCUAAUAGAGCGCUACUACCACCAGUUAACCGAGGGCUGUGGAAAUGAAGCCUGCACGAAUGAAUUUUGUGCUUCCUGUCCAACUUUUCUCCGUAUGGAUAACAAUGCAGCAGCCAUUAAGGCCCUCGAGCUUUAUAAGAUUAAUGCAAAACUCUGUGAUCCUCAUCCCUCCAAGAAAGGAACAAGCUCAGCUUACCUAGAAAACAAUUCCAAAGGUGCCCAUAACAAUUCCUGCACUGACAGAAAAAUGAACAAGAAGGAAAUGCAAGGCCCAAGAGAUGACUUUAAAGACGUGACUUUUCUAACAGAAGACAAGAUAUAUGAAAUUCUUGAACUAUGUCGAGAAAAAGAGGAUUAUUCCCCUUUAAUCCGGGUGAUUGGGAGAGUGUUUUCUAGUGCUGAAGCACUGGUGCAGAGUUUCCGAAAAACCAAGCAGCACACCAAGGAGGAGCUCAAGUCUCUUCAAGGAAAGGAUGAAGACAAAGAUGAAGAUGAAAAGGAAAAAGCUGCCUGUUCGGCUGCUGCUAUGGAAGAGGAUUCUGGUGCAUCAUCAUCUUCAUCAUCAAGAAUAGGUGAUAACACACAGGGAGACAAUAACCUCCAAAAACUAGGCCCAGAUGAAGUGUCUGUAGAUAUUGAAGCAGUCAGACGGGUCUACGAUAGGUUACUUUCUAAUGAAAAAAUAGAAACUGCUUUUUUAAAUGCACUUGUGUACUUGUCACCUAAUGUGGAAUGUGACUUGACUUACCAUAAUGUGUACUCUCGGGAUCCUAACUAUCUGAAUUUGUUUAUUAUCGUUAUGGAGAAUGGCAAUCUUCAUAGCCCAGAAUAUCUGGAAAUGGCUCUACCGUUGUUUUGCAAAGCAAUGAGCAAGCUACCCCUUGCAGCUCAAGCAAAACUGGUCAGAUUGUGGUCUAAGUACAGAGCAGAUCAAAUUCGGAGAAUGAUGGAAACAUUUCAGCAGCUUAUUACUUACAAAGUCAUAAGCAACGAGUUCAAUAGUCGUAACCUAGUGAAUGAUGAUGAUGCUGUUGUUGCUGCUUCAAAGUGCUUGAAAAUGGUUUACUAUGCAAAUGUAGUAGGAGGGGAUGUGGAUACAGAUCAUAAUGAAGAGGAAGAUGAAGAACCCAUCCCAGAAUCAAGUGAACUAACUCUUCAAGAGCUGUUGGGUGAGGAAAGAAGAAAUAAAAAAGGUCCUCGAGUGGACCCACUGGAAACUGAACUUGGUGUUAAAACUAUAGAUUGCAGAAAACCACUUAUCCCUUUUGAAGAAUUUAUUAACGAACCACUGAAUGAUGUUCUAGAAAUGGACAAAGACUACACUUUCUUCAAAGUAGAAACAGAGAAUAAAUUCUCAUUUAUGACCUGUCCCUUCAUAUUGAAUGCUGUUACCAAGAACCUGGGAUUGUAUUAUGACAAUAGGAUCCGGAUGUACAGUGAGAGGCGCAUAACUGUGCUCUACAGCUUAGUUCAAGGGCAGCAGCUCAACCCGUAUUUGCGACUGAAAGUGAGACGUGAUCACAUCAUCGAUGAUGCGCUUGUCCGGCUAGAGAUGAUUGCCAUGGAAAAUCCUGCAGACUUGAAGAAGCAAUUGUAUGUUGAAUUUGAAGGAGAGCAAGGGGUAGAUGAAGGAGGUGUUUCCAAAGAAUUUUUUCAACUGGUUGUGGAAGAAAUAUUCAAUCCAGAUAUCGGGAUGUUCACAUAUGAUGAGUCUACAAAACUGUUUUGGUUUAAUCCGUCCUCUUUUGAAACUGAGGGUCAGUUUACCCUGAUUGGCAUAGUACUGGGACUGGCUAUUUACAACAACUGUAUACUGGAUGUACAUUUCCCCAUGGUUGUCUACAGGAAGCUAAUGGGCAAAAAAGGAACUUUCCGUGAUCUGGCAGACUCUCAUCCUGUUCUAUAUCAGAGUUUGAGAGACUUACUAGAGUAUGAAGGAAGUGUGGAAGAUGAUAUGAUGAUAACAUUUCAAAUAUCUCACACGGAUCUCUUUGGCAAUCCAAUGAUGCAUGAUUUAAAGGAAAACGGUGAUAAAAUUCCUAUUACGAAUGAAAACAGAAAGGAAUUUGUCAAUCUGUAUGCUGACUACAUACUCAACAAAUCAGUAGAAAAGCAGUUCAAGGCCUUUCGGAGAGGAUUCCACAUGGUGACCAAUGAAUCUCCUUUGAAAUAUUUAUUUAGACCAGAGGAAAUUGAAUUACUAAUUUGUGGAAGUAGGAAUUUAGAUUUUCAAGCACUAGAAGAAACUACAGAAUAUGAUGGUGGCUAUACAAGAGACUCUCUUAUUAUUAGGGAAUUCUGGGAAAUAGUCCAUUCAUUUACAGAUGAGCAGAAAAGACUAUUCUUACAGUUUACAACAGGCACAGACAGAGCCCCUGUGGGAGGACUUGGAAAGUUAAAGAUGAUCAUCGCCAAAAAUGGCCCAGAUACAGAGAGGUUACCUACAUCUCACACAUGCUUUAAUGUACUUUUGCUUCCGGAGUACUCAAGCAAAGAAAAGCUUAAAGAAAGAUUAUUGAAGGCCAUCACAUAUGCCAAAGGAUUUGGCAUGCUGUAAUAAGUAUAACAAAAGGGAUUAAAAAAUGAUGGUGAUGAUGUCCCUGUCCAAAAAAGGCCAUAAGAUAGUGAGCUACAGUAGUCACCUGUGUUUGUGCCUCCCUUCUUUACUGGGGACAUUGGGCUGGAACAGCAGAUUUCAGCUGCUUAUAUGAACAAAAUCUUUAUUUUUUCUUUUAGCGUGAAAGUGUUACAUAUUCUUUCACUUGUAUGUACAGAGAGGUUUUCCUGAAUAUUUAUUUUAAGGGUUAAAUCACUUUUGCUUGUGUUUAUUACUGCUUGAAGUUGAGCCUUUUUGAGUAUUUACAAGAAAACAAACUGUACUCUCCCAAGGAAAAUAUUGCCAUCAUUUGUAGACCAUGUAACCUUCAAGUAUGUGCUAUAUUUUUGUCCCUGUAUCUAAUCAAAUCAAGAACUGUACUUUUUGAAGAGUUUGCUUUUGAAACUUGAAGUCUUGAAAAACAGUGUGAUGCAAUUACUGCUGUUCUAGCCCCCAAAGAGUUUCUGUGCAAAAUCUUAAGAAUCAAUAAAGAUGGAAGGGAGAACUUGGAAUGUUAAAUUGCAGCCUUGAGAACUUUACUUUAGUCACAGCACAACAAUUAAAAUUCAUUUCACUAUAUGUUGUCUUCA